Cricetulus griseus (Chinese hamster) is the source of this 987-nucleotide messenger RNA. Lineage: Eukaryota; Metazoa; Chordata; Mammalia; Rodentia; Cricetidae. The record is from RefSeq and is a predicted model, not a curated record.
AUGAAGCGGCCCAGGGCGCCCAGUGGCUCCGAUGGCGAGUCUGACGGACCCAUUGACGUGGGUCGGGAGUGAGACCUCAGCCAGAUGGCCAGACCGCUGACCACCCCCAGUCCUUCUCAGAUGCAAGCCCGGAAGAAGCGCAGAGGGAUCAUAGAAAAACGGCGCCGAGACCGAAUCAACAGCAGCCUUUCCGAAUUGCGUCGCCUGGUGCCCACAGCCUUUGAGAAACAGGGCUCCUCCAAGCUGGAGAAAGCCGAGGUCUUGCAGAUGACAGUGGAUCACUUGAAGAUGCUCCAUGCUUCUGGUGGCACAGGGUUCUUUGAUGCCCGAGCCCUGGCUGUUGACUUCCGGAGCAUUGGCUUUCGGGAAUGCCUCACUGAGGUCAUCAGAUACUUGGGGGUCCUGGAAGGACCCAGUAGCCAUGCAGACCCUGUCCGGAUUCGCCUUCUCUCCCACCUCAACAGCUAUGCAGCUGAGAUGGAGCCUUCACCCACACCGACUGGUGCCCUGGCCUUCCCUGUGUGGCCCUGGUCCUUCCUCCAUAGCUGUCCGGGGUGGCCUUCCCUGAGCAGCCAACUUGCUAUUCUGGGAAGAGUGCCUGGCCCCGUCCUUCCCAAUGUCACCUCUCCCGCUUACCCCAUCUCAGCCCUCCGGUCCACACCAGUCCACAGAGUGGCUGGUACCAUUCUGCCAGCCCGGAGGAAUUUGUUGCCCAGUCGAGGGGUACCUUCCACCCAGAGAGCCCAUCCUCCUGAGAGGCCAGCUGCCCCUCCACCCACAGCUCCUGGUAGUAGGGCUGCCAGGAGCAACCAUGUAGUCCCCAACCUGCCAUCUUCCUCCCCAAUGGCCCCUGGAGCUGGGAAAUCUGACGACAGUAUGUCUGGUCCCAUCUCCAGUCCAUCUCCUUUGGGGCCAACUGGGAGGCCAGCAGGAACGGUGCUCUACCACUCCUGGGUGUCUGAAAUCACUGAAAUUGGGGCUUUCUGA